AUGGGUUCGUCAAAACAAGACGUCACAAUCUUACAACCAUGGCUCGGCGACCUCAAGGCUGGCUACGAUAGGAACGUAACCUCGCAACCAAACUACUUCCUCCACUCGCCCGCAUCUUUGAUCACAACCUCAAACCUGCACUCUCUGCAUCUCGGCACCGGCGAAUCGAUAUAUACAUCUCUACUCCCACUUUUGGAAUCUGCAGAGGAGGAACUAAUUCUGGUGACAUGUUUCUGGGCAUCCUCUGCUACACAGAAAUUGGUUAAUGACGCGCUCAAGACACUAUCAGAAAAGGGCAUUAGCAGAGAUCGCAAGAUCCGAGUGCGAAUAUGCUUUUCCUCGUCGUCAGUAUUUCAGAAGCUCCUGCAUCCGCAGAGCCUGAAUGGAAAGGUCUAUCCACCUGAAUCAUGGCAAUCUACACUCAACCUUCCGGACCUGGAUCUAUUGCAAGGCUUGGAUAUGCAAGUGAAGAGUAUCUUCCUAUUGCCAUUUUCGGUCAUGCAUCCAAAGUUCAUCGUUGUGGAUAGGAAAGUUGCAGUGUUGCCGUCCUGCAACGUGAGCUGGGAAGAUUGGUUCGAAGGUGCUGUUACACUCACUGGACCCGUGGUUUCGUGUUUCGUCAACUUUUGGAGAGAGUUUUGGGCGCAGCAGGAAGAUAGGGAUGAGCUGGUCACCCUCUCUACGAGCUCCGGACACGAAGGGUCGCUCGCGAAGACAUCUCAGCAAUCACCGCAAGGACAACUCCCUAUACACACGCCCGUGAACUCGAAAGAUAUCCCAACAAUCUUCCUCCCCUCACCUCAUCACAGGAACCCAGAUUUCAGACUUCCAUGGCAAGAACAUUCAAAUCCACCGCCUACACCACUCAACACUUUUUUCCUCCGCAGUCUCCUCUCCGCCGAACGGGAAGUCUACAUACAAACACCCAACCUCACUGCCCCACCUGCCCUGACAGCCAUCCUAUCAACCCUCCGCCGCGGCAUCAAUAUCCACAUCGUCACCAGCGAGAAACUCAUGAUACUCGAACAACUAGUCACCGCCGGCACAACAACCUCCCGCUGCAUCACGAAACUGAUCUCCAAAUACCAAACCCUCUAUUCUUCGUCUCCUUCAGACUUGGAAGCCGGUAGACCCAAACCAGGCAAACUGAGAAUUGACUAUUUUAUUCCAAGAGAGGGGAGUGGGGACAAGGAGCCACAGCAAAGUCAUCUUAAAUGCACAAUUGUGGAUCAAGAGUUCGUGAUUCUGGGGUCAGGGAAUUUGGAUAGGGCGAGUUGGUAUACGAGUCAGGAAUUGGGGGUUGCGUUCUUUGAUGACAUGUUUGCGAAGAGGUUGUUGGGGGAUUUGGGGCAGGCUUUGGAUGGGAGGUUUAAGAAUGUGUUGUAG
Messenger RNA from Aureobasidium uvarum, 1386 nucleotides. Lineage: Eukaryota; Fungi; Ascomycota; Dothideomycetes; Dothideales; Saccotheciaceae. The record is from the annotation of a GenBank genome assembly.